UGGUAGUGAUAGUGGUAAUGCUGGUGGUGUUGGUAGCGGUAGUAUGUGGUUUUUCUGCUGGUGAAGAAAAGAAGAAACUUGAAUCGAACGAUUCACGUCAAUGUUGGCCCACAAGCUCACAGUUCCUCCCAUUAUGGGCUGCGUUUGUGAAACAAAUAAUUUUCGCCCUUUCGCCUGGAACUAGGCAAUCGGGAUAGUAUGCACCACACUUUCCGGGGGUCAUAUUUUGUUCAGCGCACCCAAAACCGUUCCAAACGGAAACCCCCUCACGAGAGCGCCAUGGAAUUAUGGGUUGCAAAAGGAAAAAGAGAACGAAGAAAUGCUGGAGUUCUUUUUGGUGUUUCGUGUCGUGACUGUCUCGCUCUGUCGGUCAUUCCCGCGAGGGCUUUACCCGUCUCUGUCACACCGUUGGGUGAAAAGGUUGCUUGAGCGUGUGUGUGUGUGUGUGUUUGUGCACUGGAGCUUCCUGUUGGUGUGCUCGCGUUGUGCAUGCGUGUGUGUUUUGUUGAUUCGAUUGGCAGUGUGUGUGUGUUGGUUACGAGCACGUAUGUGUGUAAUUGCUAUCCUUCUUGACGGCGACCGAUGUUUAUGGUGUACACGUAUAAGAGACGUAUGAGAACGCGCGCGCGCGUGUUUGUGUAUGUGUGUGUGUGUGGGUUGUUGGCAGAGUUGGUCGGAUUGGGAUGCGUGUGUGUGGUGUGGAGAUGCGGUUCUGGUCAUACAAAUUUACCCACAUUGCUAUAGUGUCGUGCGUUCUUGCCCUUUGCGUGCGUGUCGCGUGAAAAGUAAACGGGACGAGAAACAACGUUGUCAAACAAUGCAAAGCUAACCUCUGAACGAUUUGAAUGGCGGCCGAUAGUGACGGUGAUCAACAGAAACGGACAAACAGUAGUAGCAAGCGUAGAAAUGCCGGUAACGAAGGAAGCCGAAGCAGAGGCUGCACCAACAGCAGCAGCAACAGCAGCAGCAACAGCAGCAAUAGUGUCAGUGAAAUUCAAAGCAAUGACAGCACUUUAAAGGCGGUUGUCAUAUGCGAAGGGAACCUGCACGAUCCAGACUUUCCGGCACGACUCGAAAGCCUGGUAGAAAGUCUCACAACGCUGGUGGAGGAAAAACAGCCGGACGAGGGUGGAAAGGAAAAGUCCGAUUCCGGGAAGCUUACGGUCGAUAAGGUGGAACCAUGGAACAGUGUGCGAGUUACCCUCUCAAUACCGAAGGAAGCGGCGGUACGACUGCGGAGGCUCGCAGCCGAAGGAAACAGUGCACUACGGGCCCUAGGCAUUCUGUCGGUGCAGCUGGAAGGAGAGACGGUUCUAUCGUUGCGGUUAGCCGGGCAGCAGGAAAUUGUUUUGCGGACUGAUAACUCUGCGGUUGAUGGAGCGGUUGCAGGAAACAGCACUGGCGGUUUGGGUGAGCUGGCUCGGGUUUUGUCCCAGCAGCAACAGCAACCCCAGCCAAAUUCGUCGGGUGUCGUCUUGCAAGGGCAUUCCCAGGGUGUCUACGCUCAGCCAAUGAUUCCGGCGCAACAGCAGCAGCAGCAACAGCACCUGCUACACAUGCAACAACAGCACCAACUACAGCUGCAACAGCAACAGCUACUGCACGGCACUGCUGCUGUUGAUGGUUUGCCCGGUCCCAGUACCUCUAAAGUCGUCCAUCCAAACCUUCCGAAGCCUCUUAGCAAUGGUCCAUUGCCGAUGGACACCGUGGGCGCUAGUGGAGGCGGGAGCGGAAUAUUCAAAUCGCCAAACACUAUCUGCCCGAUGGACGGCAAGGUUCCAGCCCAUGUGCCAAAUGUGGUCGACGCCUGCGAAUAUCCGUUCGAAAGCAUGACACAAGCAAGGGUAAUACAGCGGCGCGAAAAUACGCUCGGAUUAAACAGCAGCGGUGGGGCGGUAACGGUUGGUCCGUCCAUUGCCCCGGUGUCCGGUGUCGGCAUAGGAGCAGUGAAACAACCAUCGAAUGGUUCGUUUGUACCACCGGUAGGCACUGGUGCAGUUCCACCACCGCCGCCAUAUCAAUCCGCCGUCGGCACUGGAAGCGUUGUAGCGAAGGAGAACCUGGCAGCUGCUGCUCCGGCUGCGGUCGUCGGAACCACGAUGCCCAUUCCGGUGGGCACGGCAAGCGCGGGCAACAAUGUGGCCAUGUCCAGUCCAUUGCUGGUGAAUUUGCUACAAAAUGAAAACAGCCAGCAGCAAGCCGGUCCAUCCCAGCAGCAGCAGCAACAGCAGCAGCAGCAGCAACAGCAGCAGCAGCAGCAAUUGCAGCAGCAGCAAUUGCAGCUGCAGCAACAGCAACAGCAGCAGCUGAUGCGCAGUGUAGGACAGCCGAUUUUGAAGCAGGAACUGCUGAUUGCCAGUGGUACUGGGGGUGGAGGUAUGGUGAAGAGCGGGGUCAUUCCAAACAUCCCACCGUCGGCGACGAUGUUGUCGCAGCAAGCUGUCGGCGGCGGUAGUCCGAUAGUGCCGAGUGACAAUGAUACAAGUGUGCACGGUGUCGUGAUGGGAGGUGGAGCUCUCAAGAGUGGUAGCACGGUGAACCAUCAAGUAGUGAGUGUAAAUCAGCAGCAGCAGCAACAACAUCUAGUGCAUCAUCCAGUGAUUGGCGGGGCAUCCACGAUGGGCGCACCCAUGGUUUCGGCUAGGGCCGCUACAGUUUCGGUCGUUGCUCACCAGCAACAGCAGCAGCUGACGUUAGUGAACAGUGGCAGUCCUUUGCGUGGGGCUGCGCCCACAACAGUGCCAGGUGUGUCUGGCGUAAUGCUCAGUGCUAGUAGUGUGAAUAGAAGUAACAAUAUGACUGCGAUGACAGCAGCAGUGACCACAGGUGCUGUGUCAUCAGCAACCAAUAGUAAUGACAGUAACAGUAACAAUCAGAGUGUGUUGAACGUGUCGCCUUCUUCUCUAGUAACUCCACCAUUGUCAGUGCCUUCAAAUAGCAACAGCAGUAGUAGCAGCAACACCACCUCCACCAUGAACACCAUUAAGAUGCAAAGAUAUAGCCUCGUGGCGGGUCCAUCGACGAGCGGUGGACCUGUGGCGGUGGGGAUUGGCCCGGCCGUGAGAGCUCCACAGCAGCAGCAGCAGCAGCAGCAGCAGCAGCAGCAGCAGCAGCAGCAGCAACAUCAACAACUCGCGAUACCCAGUGGAGGUGGCGGUGGCAAUGUUAUGCUAGCCGCUAACAAUCGAGCACCUGUGAUGGGACCACAGUCGUCGCAUGGUCAUCCUCAGGGAAUGCGGCCACCCCCGUCUCCAACAGCGUUCCAGCUGCAGGACCAAAUGCAAAUGCAGCAGCCACAACAUUCCCAGCAGCAACUGAACCGUUUUCCAGUUCAGCAGCAGCAACAGCAACAGCUACCUUUUCGACAGCCAAAUCCAAUGCCACUAUCGCAUCAACAGCAACAGCAACAGGGACUGCAAUCAGUCGGUUAUACUCAACGGUGGCCAACGCUACCAAUGGAUUCGGCCACCAAGUCAGGCUACCAGGAGUUUGCACGCUUUCAGAUGCAGUACAAUCUCAGUCAACAACAAUUGAACAAGCCCACAGCGGCGUUGGGACAACCGCAACAACAACAACAAUCCCAUUCGCUGGACGGCGUUUCACCAAGCGUUGCCACGUCCCCAAGCGUUGGUGCCGAUUCGCUCGAGCUAGGCAAUUGUCUGGUUGAUCUGCCCGAUCUGGCAAAGAACGACCUGGAUUCGUUGCUACCGAGCGAUCUGGACAGUGCAUUUCUCGACACUAAGCUGGACGAUCUAGACGAUCUGGAUCUGAUGGAUCAGCAGCAGCAUCACCACACGCUGCUCGGUCCAGCGUCGUUGCAACAGCCGGCUGAUAUUUCGACUGUCCCGGGUACACUGCUUGGUGGUGCGUCCGUGAAUCAGGCGGUGGCUACUGGACUUUCCGGGCUGCCGAUGGGCGCUCCCGGCGGUGGUGGAACGACGUUGAGCGAUGCGCAACUGCGCGAGCGCCGGUGGAAGGCACAGCUUCUGAUCAACCCGCUAACGGGCGAGCUGGAAGAAACGCAAGUGGAAGAGGGUACUGAAGAAUCGGAAAACGGUGGCAAAGCAGGUGGAAGGCAGAGCAGCAAGAUGGGCGCGGUUCGUGGAAACGAUUUCCCCCCCGAGAUCCCUAACUCACUCUAUUCGGACGACGACACUACGGGCAGCGUUGGUGGGCUUUCCUCGUCGCGGCUAUUUUCGGAUGCCAGCGAUUCGGAACGUCCGUCGCCUUCUACAGCUGGUUCAGUAGCGAUGGAUGCUGGAAGCUUAGCACCGGGCAGUAACGCCAACAUGGGCAAUGCUGUGUAUGGUGGUGCUCCCAUUGUCCCUUCAACAUCCGUUGCUACCGGAAGUGGUAUUGGUAGCAAUGUGACCAGUUCCGCCAAUGUCGCUGUACCGCAGAUGGUGGUAAGCACAGGCAAACCGGUGAAACAUAAAAAGGAACGCGCGAAACCUGUAAAGGCCAAGGACAAGCUGAAGUCUCCGGUAGCAGCCAAGGACAAGCCCAAGGAAAAAACGAAAGCAUCGCUUAAGACGGUUGUCAAGCAAAAGGCGAAAGUUCUAUCCACCUCAGUGCUGUUAGUAGACGCAGCUGGGUCAGGUGAUUCGCCGAGUAAAAACGGCACGGAACUCAAGUUGCGGCUGAAGCUUGAAAAACCAGAUUCCAUUGGCGUACGCGAAAGCGGCCUUGGCUCCCGUUCCGGUGGAAUAAGUGCUCUACCGCCAUCAUUAACGGUUGCAUCGACCGGAAGUAUGCCUGCUGCGUCGGCAAACGCAUCGGUGGACAGGUUAACGGUAGACAGCGAUGGCACAGCGUUGCUGACGUCGCUACAGUUAAAUCCUGCUUCCCAAUCUCAGCAAUUCAUCGCUGCAACGUCGGUCCCCUCGGCAGUCACCAACGCCAUGGGGAGUAUCAGCGGUGGCAGCAGCUUUGUCUCUGUCCCGGCCCCGCUGGUUGCCAAUGCGGCGGGAAACAGCGGAAAUACCGGUAGCACAAACAGUAUCGGCACUGCUGUGCAGACUUCAUCUCCAGCAGGCGAGGAGUUGCGAGUGCCUCCGUUGCACAUUAGCUUACGGGGUAAGAAUUCCGUGGUGAUCAAGAACUCCCGCAAAGAUCGUAAGAAAAGCCAGAGCGGUGGCGAAGAUGACAGCAGUGACGGUGGUGGUGUUGCGAAACGAUCCACCUUCAGCAAACGUAACUCCAUUGACCUCAACGCACCAAUCUCGAGCAUGGUGGCCGUAACGGCAGGCCCAACAGUAUCAUUAUCCCCACCUGCUUAUCAAAACCACACUGCUGGAUCGUCCAAAAUGACUGUCUCCGAUGUGCAAUCGAGCACCGACCAGACAAGCGAGGCACAAUUAGGCUCGCAGAAGCGAGCCGCAUCAGAUGCAGGGCAUAGCAAUGCGACUGCUACUGGAGGCAGCAGCGGCAGCACAUCCUCUGCCGGACACAGUCCGAACGGAUACGUCUGUCCGGAGAAGAAGCGAAGACUCAGUAACGGUGGCAGCAGCAUAAGUCUAACCGCGAGUGGUGGUACCAUUGCGGCGAGCACUGUAUCGACUGUAUCCGGCACGAGUAUAGACAACACCGCCAGCAGCAACAGCAGCAGCAGCGGUGCAGAAACAGCGUCCACGCCAACAACCGUAACUACCAGUGUGCAGGAAAUUAAUGACAUCUACGAGUCGAUCGUUACAACCAGUGAGAGCGUACCGAUUGGUUCGACCAACGUCGGCACAGUACCUCCGACAAACUUGCUCCAAUCGGCUACAAAAAACUCCAAGAGCUCCGGUGCGAAUAAUGCUAACAGCAAUGGCAGCAACAACAUAAACAAUAACAAUAUCAAUAUUAACAAUAAUGGUGGCAGUUACGGUAAGACUCAAAAAAAUCUCGUCAAAGCUUCGGUAGAUGGGGUUGCUGUGGGUGCGGCCACUGCGCCUCAGUCGCAACCGGCUACCGUGGAUGCCCUUCCGUCGGCUGCGGAAGACUGUAAGAAAGGAGAUAGUGCAGCUGUAACGUUAGCUUCAUCGCCUUCAUCCUCAGCGGAAGCGGCGUCCGUCAAUUCAGGCAGCACUACAGCCGAACGCAACAAUAUCAUCACUACCACCAUCAUCACCACAACGGCCACCAAUACAACCACCACCACAACAUCUACCUCAAGUGAGAAAUCCUCCACUGUUUUGGAAAGUCAUCCUUCAGGGCAGCAACAUUGCGGAGAAGAAGAAUCGCCACAGCAAAAUACGCUAAAUAAAAUUAACACCAGCAUUGUACAUCACGAUCAUCAGCAUCACCAUCAUCAUUCGGAUCAGGAGCAUCAUAGUAAAAACCGACCACCGGAGCAGUUGCUGGUAGACGUACCGUUGGAGGACAGUGGAAAGAAUAGCAAACAGCAGGACAGCAACACUGCGGAUGGUGCCAUUGCCGAUGUGCUCCCAUUGGACGCCCCACCACCGACUGCUGCAGAGAAGGGUACGAAUCCGUCGUCUACGUCCAGUUCGCCCCAUUCUCCUGGCACGGCAAACGCUGUGUGCACUACCGCUGGUAGUGCCAGCUCGACGGGAACGAUGGCAACUGCAGCGACGGUAGCGGCGGGCGUUGUAUUGGGUGUAAAUCAUCAUUUGCUUGGCCAUACGAAUGUCCGGGGCUCACCAGGAUCUCAGGCGCAGGGUGAGGAUAGUGGCAUUGAAUCGAUGGAUGCACUGUCGGAGAAAAGUCCCCAUCAGCUGUCAUCGCAUAGCCCGCAGGGCUCGCAUAGCAGCAGUGGCACAGGCAGUAACGUGAUGAACAGCAGUAGCAGUACAAACAGUAAUAGCAGCACGCUAGAAGGAAAGCAAAUGCCUUCCGUUGAUAGUCCACAGUGUGAUGAAAAAAUGCUUGAAGGAAACGGUGCGGAUGUUGUUGCCGUGCGGUCAGAGAAAAGCGGUUCACCUAAGGACGGAAAAGAGCUGGCCACUACACCAUUGUUGGAUGGCAGUAUGGAGCACUACAACGAUAUUGAGGCGGCGUUGGCAAAGAUGGAGGGUUUAAAUGACCUCGCGGUCGCGAUUAGCUGCAGUGGUGCCGAUGCGAAGCUAAAUGGCGAUCAUUCUAUACUGCUAAAGCCGGGAGAUUUGCUCGAUCACAAUCAUCACGAAACUCUGGAGAGCAUGGAUCAGACGAAUCUGAGAAAAAUUCUUGACAUAGACGUCGAAGAUGAUAGAAAGCAGCAGAGUAUUAUUGACCCUGAAAGUCUAUUGAACGAUGUCACCCACUUGAACACCAAUCAGUCAUCGGAGGAAAAACAGGGCAUUAAGUUGACGAAAGAUGACGAUACAAAGAUACAGAACCACCACCAGCAUCAGCAACAACAGCAGUUACUUUCCGAUACUACGAUGAUUAAGAAAAAAUCCGUUGCAGAAAAACGUGAUGCCAUCGGGAGCAGCAAGACUAAAACAUCUGUAAAAGCGGCAGGCGUUGCUGGCAGAGAAAAGCAUACACAGCAGCCGCAGCAGCAGCAGCAAUCACAACAGUCCCAGCAGUCUCAGCAGCACUUGUCUCCAUCUGAAUCCAUCGAAACGGAAGGCAAACUACUCGCUAAGCACAUUGUUGGCAACAACAAUCUUCCGGAAGAGGAACACAAAAUGUCACCGGUCACCACAAAUGCAGCUCUCGAUGCGAAAGUGUCCAGCGAUGUUGACGGAAGCAUCUCUGCAACACAAAAAAGUGUCGAUGAAUGCGGCAACAAUAGUAAAAAUAUCCCUAGUGUGAAAAGCGAAUGUGAUAGUAAGGUAAUAAUGUUAGUGGACGAUAAAAAACUCUUAGUUAAGUCUGAUCCCGACGAGGCUAUCGUUAGUAGUGUAAAGAAGAGUUUAAGAAAAUCUUCUGACGAACGGCAGUCAGUUACCGUUGUCGCCACGGCUACCACACCGGCUGUUUGUACUGCUGCUGCUGCUGCUGAUGCUGUUGCUGUUGCGCCAGUAACCGCCGAGACCACCACCUCCGUUACUGAGAAGCUUGAAUCAUCGUCAUCAUCAUCAUCAUCUCCGACGCCUACAGCUGCGCAGCCAUCUGCCACGGCAAGUCCGGUCGAAAUGAAAGCGGAUCCAAAAAGUCCUGAUUCGGCUGAUCCGCACAUCGAUCUGAAACCGCGUCAUGAGCAACCACCGCUGUACAGUUAUUCCAGUGAAAAAGCGCGUGAAAGACGUACGGCCGCUGCAGCUAGUGAUGGAAUUCAGUCUUCAGCUAAUGGGAGCGCUCGGAGUGAUGCAAGAUCUCGUAGAAACUCGUCCGUGACAUCGUUACCUGCCGAGGGUAGUGAGACCCAUCCAUCGGUUGAUUCUGAGAACGAGUCGCCUAGUAGAGCACCAGCGAGUAAAAAGUCACCAUCGGCAAACAGCACUGGCAUGGAAGACGAUAAUACCACUAUUGGAGGGAGUAGCACACGCACCUCGAAAGCAAGCGAACAAUCGGGAGCUUCGAGCAAAAGUGCCGCCGAUGGUCAUUCGACAUCCGAACAGCAACAGGGUAAGGAGAUGCUAACUCAGCUCUCCAUUGAAAUCCCAUCGAACUCGGAUAGUGGAGAACAUCGGAUUCGGACUCGCGCAUCCAGCAAAUUGGAGAGUCCGCUGGAGCUUCCACCACGCCAGAGUCCGUCAGCGGCAACCUCAGUGGGACAUGAUUCGCAUGGUUCCUCUGCUGUUGCAACCACUGGAGCAGGAGCCAGCAACGCCACCCACUCAGGGAGCAGUGCAAUAUCUGCGUCUAAAAAUUGUAGCUCAGCAGGAACGGCUGGCGGUACUGCGAAGCAAAACGCUUCUGCUGUCACGUCCAACGCUGCCGGGGGCGGCAGUGUAGCCACAGCAGCCGGUGCCACUAUUGGCAAUGAUCGGCAAAGCCCUAAAUCGGCUGCAAAUGCGAUCCGACCGGCAGCCGCGAACAAACGGAAACGGCAAGGGUCGGAGAGCUCCAACCAGUCCGGAGUUAGCGAUGAUAUUCCGACGCGUGCCAAGAAGUCCCGUAAAGCAACGACAGCUACCGACCCGGGCACGGCCGUCCAUUCCGAAACGCCGAAGCCUGCGCUACGAAGAUCGGCAGAUAAUACGCUCGCCAAGGGUCGCAUGUCGAGAAAGGCGGCCAAUGCGGCAGCCGCUGCUGCUGCCGCGGCAGCAGCCGCCGCUAGUACAGCACCACCGACGGUUACUAUUGUUGCGGAUUCCUCCGACAGCGAUGAACCUUUGAUCGAAAUCGCGGGUAAAGCUCGAAAUUCUAAACUAACCUCCAAACUCAGCUCAACUUCUACCACUAGCAAUGCUACUACUUCUCCUACCAUACAAUCUUCUACUGCUACUUCUUCUAUUACUACUUCUACUAUCGAUUCUACUACUGCUACCACGACCAUCAAUACUAUUCGCAACAACAACCACACCAACAACAACACUUCGACUACAAAUUCUACUUCAUCUUCCUCAACCUCGUGUAAAAUCCUAGCAGCAGCCGCAGCAGCCGCAGCAGCAACUGGUUCUGGAGAUAAAGGUGCUCAUUCCGCCGUUUCGUCCGGUGCCAGUGAAAGCACUAUACCACCGUCAUCCGCCUCGUUGCCGAAGGGGACUGCACCCACAACGAACCAGUCGACAAGUGGGGGUGGUGGUAGUGGCGAGAAAGAAAAAUCACUUCGCAACCAUCACAGUAAGAAUGCGUCCGGUGUCAAGCAGCAGGGUGGAAUUGCGCCACCGCCGUCUUCCACAGCAUCGUCUCCUGAGUUGACCACGAGCACCAUGACAGCUGCAUCUUCCAUCACACCCACCUCGAAUGCCACUGGUAGCAAUGGACCCACGCACAACGCCAAUGCGAGUCCCGGCAGUGAUAGUGCUGGCGGUGGUGGUGGUGGUACGCAAAAAUCCGCCACAAACAGCAUUGGUGGUGUACCCUCAACUCCUGCAACGGUGGGUACUUCUGCGGAUGAGAAAAUCAGUACACGACGCAGCGUACGCAUGACGUCAUCGACGCUUUCCACGGCGGCGAUGAACAAUAAGGCAAAGGCUGCGGCGAAUGCUUUGCUUCAGCAGAAUUCCACCGCUGCUACAACCAACAACAUCGACAGUAACCAUCACGGGAAUAGUACCACUGUCAAUAAUAAUGCCGUGGUGAACGAUGUUGCUGGAGCUGGCGGUUUAUCAGCUGCCGCGGCCGGUCAUGCGGACGGAGCCUCAUCGGGUGGAUUGAGUUCGGGCGGAGCCAAUGGCAAUCAUAGCAGCAAAGUGGUAAAUCAUGUGAACCAUCAUCACGUGGGAACCGGUUUGAAGGGGUCCGGAACUUCGGGUGGGGUAGAGGCCAUCGAAACCGGGACUGCGACAGAGCUGCGCCGUAAAACGAGAAGUGCAGCUGGACUCGAAGUCACCGUGACUGAGGGACGUCGAAGAAGGAUCUCCCGAGAUAGCAAGUGACCAACAGUUUGCGCCUCAGCCGCUAGCGACGAUGAGCAACGCUAUCGGCAUAGGCCAGAAGGUAUUAUUACCUGUGCCCGCUGCAACUGUGUCGAUGAUCAUCAUCGUAACGAUUGUCUGACGAGUGUCCAUUGCACGGCGGUCAACAAUGUUGGGCCAGUUUCAAGUGGAACUGUUGUGAUGGAAGGUGAAAGUGCUGAAACUGAAGACGGGCAGCAGUACUUUGCUGAGCAGAAUGAAGUGACGGUCGUGGAGUGUAACGAUGUUGAUCAGAGCGGCAGUGAUGCAAGCUGGCACGUCGAUGAAUCUGUUGGCAUGUUGCAUAAAGAAGCUGAGGCGCAAAAUCUACGCGAAGUGGCGCGGAAAAGAGGCGUAAAAGCAGAGAUGACAAAGCCAACCCCUAGCUGCGCCGCCGGUAAAGCGCUGUUGAAUGGUGGAGAUAAUGCUUUGGCUGCGGGAUCCGGCACUUUGACGUGUCGUAAUGAUGAUACUGCUGGUACAGGUGACCAAGUACGAUCAGCGGCGAAGGAAACCGGAGGCAACGCGGAGGACGAAGAUUCGUACGCCAGUGAAAUCAUUCUCACGACUAACAGCGACUGCAGCCUAGACGAGUUCGUGUCGUCGGAUGACGAUAGUAACCUGGAAAUAUCUGUGGUAACUAUUUCACUAUACUGAAUGUGUGGGUAAGGAAAUGAAAGUGAAGGAGAAUGCAAACGGGAUACAGAACCUUUGUGUUUGCAUGUAAUUAGGGUAACAACGAAUACCCUGUUUCUAAGGAUUCCAGUGCUCUAUGUUUUUUUGUGUAGUGUGAUUCCGUAAUUUUAAUUCUUUGAUUUUGAACCAUUUUUAAUUGUUUCCCCUUUGUGUAUGAGUAUAGCAUUGUACUGUGUUUUGUACAAUUCAUUUUUUGAAAAAAGAAAAAAAAAAGAUAUAUUUAUUUUUCCCCUUUUAUGUGAACGCUUCAAUCAUAUUGAUGCUUUAUUCGUUCUAUUGCUGCGUUGUCUCGGAUUGCGACAUGCGAUAUGAGUUAUCCGAGCGGAUUGGAAUUGUGAUUUCGUUUUGUCAGAGUUUGAUGAUCGAUAUCUAGUAAAACCCGAUGGAAAAUCAACAUUUGAUGAAAGCACACCUUCAAAAACUCAAAACAAAAACAAAAUACAACACAACUUUUGGCUUACCUAAUAAUGGCAGCAAGCAUGCUUAAUAUAAGAGAGCUGCUGUUGGAAAAAAGUGUCUUAUAAAUAGCGUUAGGGAUAUAAGAGUCAUGAUGAUAAAACCAAACAAAAGAUUAUUGCGCCUGAGGGUCCUUAAAAUUUGCUAACCAAGAACCAAGUUAAUGAUACGAAAAACAAACAUUAGGUACCACAUAGGAAAACGAAGUUUUUUUUCGCAUCUGGUUUGCUGUCGAAAUCGGAGGAUGGCGGGUUGGGGAAAUGGUGAGGAAAUUAAAUAUAGCAGAGAGCGAUGAACAUCGUUUACAAAUGUGCAAGUGGCUGGAGUUAGAUUGUGGCGGGGAAAAGUGUGGAUCAGUAUUGUACCUUCGCGUCAUUGAGCGACGUCAACUUAUACGCCAUCGUUUACACUCAAAGCUCAAAACGGUUCGCUUACUUUUUAAAUGUAAAAAACCUAUUUUGUUUUUUUCUAUGUCUCAUCUCUGAAUGAUACCAAUUGCAAAUGGCAUUGGUAAAAUCCGAUCGUUUAAAUUGCACCUCCAAGAUGAUCUGUCUUUGAACACUCGUAUAUUGAUUUAGAAUGGGAACCCUUACCUUUUGAUCUCAAGGUGCGUUGAGCUAGGUUUUGUUUAGUAAUACACGCGGAUUUAAAAUGGAACAAGCGAAACGGAUACUACAGAAUCACACAAACAAACAAACAAACAAACAAAUAAAUAAAAACACACACACACAUAUUUUUUUUCUCUCCUUGCAAAACACACACGCAACACUGACGCGAGGGUGCGUAAGAAUAUAAGGCACUAUUAAUUUCUUAUGCAAACGACUUUAAUAAUACUUGCUGCACGCGCCCUAUGUGGAAAGGAAUCGCUCGAAAAUGCUUGUCAUUAUGCUAAUAUGUGCAAUAAAGAACCCCCGGAUAUCAAAGGCCAGGGGUAUAUAGAAGGAGAUGAUUGUAGUGAUGUUGAGCAUGCAUUAAAAUCUUUGCUAAUCAACAUGUGAGACUGUUUUUAUUUGAGCGAUUCUCGAAUACAAAUGAUCAUUUCUCGAGCUUUGAGAGUGCAUGUGUAGUGGAUAAAAAACGAUGCUUUUGGUUUAAACAGGACGAGUCGAUUUGUGUGUGUGUGUUUUUUCUUUCAUCUCUGUUGCAAUGCUGUUCUUUUAGAACAGAUAAAUCAUCUUUCAGUAAUUCGAUACGGAAACUGGUUCAAAACAGGGGGAGCGUGGUGUUUCUACAACUGAAGUAUAAGCUGGGCUCGAUCUGUUAAACGGUCAGAAUGAGAUAACAUAUGGUGGGACAGAGGCAACAAGUAGAACACAUGUUAGAAAGCAAGAUAAUAAUACACAAAAACAAUUAAAAAAACACAGACACGUACAUAUUCACAUAAAAAAACACUCAAAAUAUCGCUACAAUAGCACACGUUAGCAGCAGACGCGUCAACACAUUAAUGCACGUUUAGUGCACACAGCAAGGGAGAAAGAGGGUAAUGAGCGGAUUAGAAAAAAAAAACACGAUUAUAGUUUAAAAUAAUUUAUCCGUAUUAUGUUUAGUUGAAUGUGCGCGGCGUCGGGGGAGUAAGUGCGUUGAGCGCGUUUUGUGAACGAACCGCAUUGGGUUUGGCUGGUGCGGCGGUGGUAUGUAGUAAACAGAAGCGGAUGGUAGAAUUAGUUUGGGGAGGGAAAUUGUCGAUGCAUCCAAUCGUCAGGUCGGACAGCCAGUCAACUAGAGUGCGUUAGAAGUGUGAUCAGAGAUCGUUCUGAAGAUGUAUGGAUGUAUGACGAUGACGAUUUAGCCAGUCGGCGCGGUACAGUGAACAGGGGGUUAAUAUAAAACAAAACAAACGAGGGGAGGGAGAUAUUUGUAAUGAUGAGUGCAGGAAUGCUGCAGAGCUUAAAAUUUGAUUGUGUAUAUAUAGGUUUAUUAUCAAGUAUAGGUGCACAGCAACAAGUAAUAUUGAGGGAAAAAGUAAUCCGUUCUAAGGACGGUCACAGAGUUUUUCUCCAUAGCCCUCCUUACUUUGUUUGUUUAGUAAACAAUAUGCACACAGCAGACCCAUUUUCACACACUUUCUCUCUCUCUCUCUCUCUCUCUCACACACACACACACACAUACACAUACACAUACACACACACACACACACACACACAUACACACACACACACACACACACACACACACACACACACACACACACACACACACACACACACACAUACACACACACACACACACAGGGAGAGACGAAUUCUUCAUACUACACGUACUAUAAAGUCAUUCGUUCACUGAUACGGUUAAUAACUCACUACUCGACAGGAUGAAGCUAACAGCAGCUAACGUGCUAGUGUUGUCGUAUAAGCAUUGGCGCUGGGUCGGAAACGAGUAUAUGGUGUACUGCCAUUGCAGUGUAAACCCGGUUAUAUUGCACACACGGUAGCAGAGAGAAAGCUACAGCACACAUCAUACCUAUUCAGCUUCCGACGGUAUUUGGCUCGUGGAAGAGGUAAUCGAUACGAUAGGACGAUAAGAGUAGGUUAUUUGUGCGGUUAAAUGUGCGUAUCGAUCAUGCUCAUGUUUGCUCGAUCGUAUACGAAGCACAGACACAUUAGUUUGGUUUUACACGCUUCGGCAUUCAUGUUGUAUUCGAAAGAAUUGCUAGCAUAGAUUUGCGAACUAAUCAUGCUGCAUGUGCCAGCUGCCACAGUGCAAAUAAAGAAACAAAGAAUAUCCGCUCCAUUUUGUUGUACAAUGUCAAACGACUUUAUUCGCAUCAUCAUCAACCCUCACGUAUGGCGAAUGGUAGUGUGCUCUCUAUAGAUCUUAGCGCUGACACAUUUAGGGACAUGAUCAGCACGAUCGGCGACGAAGGCUUCAUGUUUCAUUUUUCUUCCGACGGAAGCUGCUUGUUCGAACUCUUCCGAAUGAUAAAAUUCAUUAAUUCUUGAAAUAGGCCAAACUUAGCUAGCUAUCUGUGUGUGUGUGUGUGUGUGUGUGCGUGAGUUCCCAGAUUUUCCCUUCCUAAUUGUGCUUGAAUGUGCAACAAAAGUUGUAUUUCUUUGUGUAUGGAAGAGAGCAUACGCAUCGUUGCUGGUAGGAAAGGACCAAAAAGAUUGAGAAUACGGUGAAACAGAAAAAAACAGAGAUAAAUAUAAGUAAUCUGCAGAUGAAAGGGCUCUUUAGUCAACGCGAGUUAAAAGAGGGCUAGACAUUCUACAGUACACCUAUAACCUUAUCUUUCUGAGCAAGCAGACAACUAUGUUCUGCCGGGAUUUCCGUCUCCUCCUUCUUGUGACCAUGGUUGAUCACACUGUGUUGUUUGCGCUGGUUUUUUGUUGGAGUUUUAUGUUGCUGUAAUAUAUCGUUUUCAUUGCCAUAUAAGUUGCGCGCACCAUUCAUUAGUGACACAACCUCUUGACGGGCGGACGGGAACGUACACAGAACCACGUUCUGCUGCCGGGUAAUGGGUGUUAUAGGAAUGGGAAAACAUUAUGGGUCGAUCACACAUAUGCAGAGGAAUGUAAGUGCACUUCCACGGAAGCUCGCACAUCCCGCUUUGCUGCAAGGACACAGAAGCUUAUAUUAUGCGUAGCACAGAUUAUACAAACAUUAACAUUCACAAAAAUACACCUCAUAACACACACACACACCCAACAUUCAUACACCCACAUACCACCCACCCCGAACGGAGAGUAGGAAAAGAAUAAAAUGUGUAGGACGCGUUCGUACGAGCAUAUUUAUACAUAUGUAUAUGCAGAGCAAUAUACGGUAUGUACGGUAUGUGUAUAGGUAUAUAUCUAUAUAUAUAUGUAUAUGGGAUGCAUAAGAAAACAAAUGAUAUGCGAAUGAAGUAGAAACAAGGGAAACAGACACCACUCUGUAAGUGGCGAAUGGUAAAAAAAAACAUAAGCAUUAAGCAUUGUAAGUAUGAUAAUAGACAACGGUACACACAAACACUUGCACCGUAUAGUGCUAGCAGGAAAAAGAGCAUCAAUAAAAAUGCAUAAGUCCACUAAAAAACACCCGGAUACGAACGCGCGCCCCCUUCAUCCCCCAUUCAGCAAAACACGUGAAAACCCCGUAAGGAUAACAAUUGUAAUAUUUGUAGAUUUGUUUGUGAACAGGUUGAUAAUCUAAGCUCUAUACAUAUAAAUAUUGUUGAAUAGAUAUAUCAUACAAUUGUGUUAAAAAAAGAACAGAAAAGUUGUUUUAUUUUAAAAAAGAAGUACACAAAACCUGGAUAAUAAUGAAUAAAAUAUAAAUAAAUGAAUAAUGAAACAAAA
Molecule: messenger RNA, 15862 nt
Organism: Anopheles gambiae (African malaria mosquito)
Lineage: Eukaryota; Metazoa; Arthropoda; Insecta; Diptera; Culicidae
Gene: Ncoa6
Product: serine-rich adhesin for platelets
Exons: 5
Coding region: 846-10418 (3190 amino acids)
Biological process (GO): positive regulation of transcription by RNA polymerase II
Cellular component (GO): transcription regulator complex; nucleus; histone methyltransferase complex
Source: RefSeq, a predicted model, not a curated record